Molecule: messenger RNA, 621 nt
Organism: Apiotrichum porosum
Lineage: Eukaryota; Fungi; Basidiomycota; Tremellomycetes; Trichosporonales; Trichosporonaceae
Gene: NHP2
Product: snoRNA-binding protein
Exons: 4
Coding region: 1-621 (206 amino acids)
Biological process (GO): rRNA pseudouridine synthesis; snRNA pseudouridine synthesis
Cellular component (GO): box H/ACA snoRNP complex; nucleolus
Molecular function (GO): box H/ACA snoRNA binding
Source: RefSeq, a predicted model, not a curated record
AUGGCCAAGGACGCCGAGCUCAAGGAGGAGAAGAAGAAGAAGCGCAAGUCUGAGGUCGCGGACCUUGACGUCGACGCCGAGGCCAAGAAGGCCAAGAAGGAGAAGCGCAAGAGCCUGGCUGCCGAGGACGGCGAGAAGGUGCCGAGUUCGAGGUUCCCCUUGACGCCAUCACCCCCCAUUGCCGUCCCCCUCGCUGGCAAGAAGCUGAGCAAGAAGGUCCUCAAGACCGUCAAGCGUGCCUCCAAGGCUCGCCAGCUCAAGCGUGGUGUCAAGGAGGUCGUCAAGUCCCUCAGGAAGGGCGAGAAGGGCCUCCUCGUCCUUGCCGCCAACAUCACCCCCAUCGAUGUCAUCUCCCACCUCCCUGUCCUCGCUGAGGACACCCAGGGCGUCGAGUACGUCUGGGUGACCAGCAAAGAGGAGCUCGGCGCCGCUUCCGGCACCAAGCGCGCGACCUCGUGUGUCCUCAUCUGUCACUCUGCUAACGCUCUCUCCAGCUCCGCACCAAUUAAGCGUGGCAAGGACGCCAAGGUCGCCACUGCUGAGGAGACUGCCGAGUGGAAGGAGGGCCUCGAGGAGUGCCUGGAGGAGGUCAAGAAGCUCGAGACCACCGUCAAGUACUAG